Chrysemys picta bellii (western painted turtle) is the source of this 1914-nucleotide messenger RNA. RefSeq names its product chromosome 11 C21orf58 homolog (gene C11H21orf58). The record is from RefSeq and is a predicted model, not a curated record. Lineage: Eukaryota; Metazoa; Chordata; Testudines; Emydidae.
ACGGUAUGCAAGUCAUGUAAACCUGGAGAUAAGUUGUUUAGAUUGUAGACAGGCACAACAAACUUAGCAACCAGGCUACAUGGCCUGUACUCAGAGCUAGUCAUAAGAGCAUGCUAGCAACGCAUAGGGCUGGGCUUAGUGACGCUUUGAGGCAAAGGCUAGCAACAAUUAAGAAAGGAGUGACAAUUUCAAGCUGAGCAACAUUGCAGCGACCAUGACCUAUCCCCAGCACAAGAGAUUGCAAUAAGAAAUAGCAAAGAAAGCUGUGCUUGGAAUAUCUGUGUUGCCCUUAGUCAUUCAUUUGAGCCUGGGAACUUUUUAUAUAUAUAUAUAUAUAUAUAUUGUCUUUUAUUGUCACCCACUCAUACUGAGGAGACUGUUUAAUGGAAUGCUUCUCGGAAGAUCCUCGAGGACAAAAAUAACUGAAAAUAAAAGCUGUCUCCCUAGUUUAGCUGUGUAAUCCACAUCUACCCACCUCUUACUCUGAAAAAUUGCCACAAUGACAGACCCUGCCAUGGUAGAUCACAUGACCCGACUGAAACUCAGACUCCUGGAGAAGAAACUAGAAAACGAACGUGAGACCCUGGAGAAGGUUGAGUCCCCCCUCUCCACAGCAAGGAGUAGUGAUGGACAUGAGGACGCACUGCAGAAUGCGCUGAGACGAAGGAAAGACCUCCUGCAGAAGCUUAGGGAGCAGCACCUUUUGGAAGAAUUUUCACAGCCCUAUAUGUUGGCAGGAGGCCACAGAAAGAACUACAGACCUAAGCCAGUACCUGUUUACCUGCCUUCCCCUCUGGCACCUGCACCAGAACCACCAAGGAUCAUCCAGCAAACAAUGCCUCAGCAACCUGCAACCAUCAUCCAACAGUUACCUCAGCAGCCACCUCUCAUCACACAGAUCCCGCCUCCACAGCCCCUCCCGCUCCCCCGUUCUGGAAGCAUUAAGGAAGACAUGGUGGAGAUGAUGUUGAUGCAGAACGCUCAGAUGCACCAGAUCAUUAUGCAGAACAUGAUGCUGAAAGCUCUGCCACCGAUGGCGUUCUCACAGCCCGGUGGGACCGGGCCUCCCUUGCUGCAGCACACCCAGCAGGAUCCCCAGUUUGCUGCUCCAGUUGUUGUGAAAGCAGAAAAACCAAGGCCAUCCACAGUGCAUCAUCACCACCAUUACCCUUCCCCAGGAGUGCAGGCCAUUCCUUCUCAGCUGCCCCCAGUUGGCUACUCCAUGUGGCCCCCUGUGAUGCCAUCCAGCCUCAUGGGACAGACUGGAGGAUUCCCAUCCACUGUGCAUCACAUGUCUGGCCCAACUAGCACCUUCCCUGCAAUGCACACUGUAGUACCCGAUGGACUCCUCCACAGCCUGCCCCCGGGUUUGUAGACUCCUCAAGCCUCUAGCAAAGGUGGCUAGUGAGUGGACAUGGACUGUAUGCGUCACCCAUGCACGUGGAGCAUAGCAUCACUGGAGACGACUUUCUUUAGAGAGUUCCUAAAAGAUUCUGGCUGACAGGAAUCUGCUGUAUAAAUAGUCACGUGCCAUUAAUGAAGCUGACAACCAAGGGAGAGGUGGCAGAACUGUGUAAUAAACUGUGGAAAUACAAAAAAACAUAUUGUUAUCGCUUCUGGAUCUGGGCAGUUAGCCAAAACUUUGGGGCCCUGUCAGGACCCAUAUGAAAAACUCCCUAAGCUUAUUUUUACCAGUUUAGGUUAAAAACUCCCCAAGGCACAAAUUCUGCCUUGUACCGUGGAUUAGGUAAUGCUGCCACUACCAAGUGAUUAGACAAAACUCAGGGAAAGGACCACUGGGAGUUCCUACUCCCCUCUAAUAUCCCCCCAAGCCCUACACCCCCUGUCCUAGGGAGGCUUGAGAAUAAACAAGAUGAGCAUAGACCAACCUUGGGGUUUUUUAGGACACUAAAA